AUGGACAAAAAAUCCGAUGCUUCCGAUUGGUAUUUUACAGGAAAAAUAAUUUUAAUGAAAGACAAUUUCCAAGAAAUCAAAAGGUCGAGAGUUGGCAGAGGAGGAACUGAUCUGCUUAAAAAGAUAAAUGAAUACGAAGACGAAAAUUGUUACAUACCUACAGAUGGUCACUUUUUUAUCAAAUGCGUCAAUCGUGUUUUGAACAAAGACUUAACGUGUAAAUUUCAAGAAUACAUCAACGGGUUUUCAAAAGCAAAUAGAAAAGGAGUGAUGACUUGUGCUAGAAUGAAUGAAUUCAACAAGAAAUUUAACACUUCGUUUCAAAUUUAUAAUCCCAAAAACAGACAUUUUCACCCCAGAGACGUUCACGAUGAAUUAGAUUGGGUUUUGUACUUACACAACUCGCAUUUCUGUUUGAUUAGAAGAAGCCAAAAAAGUUUGGGAAUUCAAGAAAUAGAAGACAAUUACGAACAGGUGUGGAAAACGUGUAGAGACGACAACGCAGUAACACAGGUUUCACCCCUCAAACUAAACGUGCUUUCAAGUAUGAGCGAUGAUGCGUUUUCGCUUGCGAUUGCGAAACAUUUAAAGCCGUCAGAUCCCAUUCAAGAAGAAUUUUAUGAUAAACUAAUGAAUGUAGUAGAAAUAUUUGUAGGUACAGAUUGCAUCGAUCAAAUGUUGAAAUAUUUAGGUCAAUAUGAUAGAAAGAGAUUAAUAUUAAUUUCUCAUAACGGCAGUGGAUUCGACUGGAUCGUGCUUAAAAAUGCAAAAAAACUAACGCAUUGCCCUUUAAAAACACCCAGAGGAAUUCUAUCUUUUCCUUUAUCUAAUCCAUACACGGAUGAAGAUUUACAGAAAAAAUGGAAAAGACAGAAAGAAAUAAAGGGUAAUUAUUUACAACAUAUUAAUUUCACGUGUUCCUAUCAACACGAAUCCUCUAGUUUGGCUGCAUGGGGAAAUUCUUCCAAUCUUCCCGCGAAUUUGAGAAAGAUUGCCGACCUAGAUAUCGCUAAAUACACGCGAGACAACUGGGAGGAAUUGAGACACGAAUGGGAACCUUAUUUAUAUCAUUACGAUAAAGAAAUGGUGGAAGAAGAAUGGUAUGAAACUACUAGAAUGGUUGCGAAACAUACCGAAAAAGAAAAUAUAGAAAAAGUUUAUUCGCACACUAAUCCUUUUAUAAGAAAUUUUAUCAGACGAUCUAUUAAAGGAGGAAGAGUUUCGGCAAAUAGAAAACCAUUUGAAACGAACAAUUGA
This is a messenger RNA of Lottia gigantea (owl limpet), 1257 nucleotides long. RefSeq lists its product as hypothetical. Bases 1 to 1257 code for a protein of 418 amino acids. NCBI's taxonomy places the organism in Eukaryota, Metazoa, Mollusca, Gastropoda, Lottiidae. The record is from RefSeq and is a predicted model, not a curated record. The transcript is spliced from 2 exons.